Magnolia sinica is the source of this 1473-nucleotide messenger RNA. RefSeq lists its product as uncharacterized. Bases 310 to 1473 code for a protein of 387 amino acids. NCBI's taxonomy places the organism in Eukaryota, Viridiplantae, Streptophyta, Magnoliopsida, Magnoliales, Magnoliaceae. The transcript has a single exon. Gene Ontology annotation, molecular function: nucleic acid binding; zinc ion binding. The record is from RefSeq and is a predicted model, not a curated record.
UUGGUUGUCACACACUAAGCUUAUAUGUUUAAUUAAUCGUAGAUUAUGGCGGAUCAAAACAUUGAUGUCGGAGCCACAUCAGGAGUUCCUGGUCCUGAUACCACUGAAAAUGGGUCACUUAUGGGUGGAAUUCUUAGGGCCAUAGGUGAUCUUACAGCUCUUGUGGGCUAUCAGAUAAGACAGACUCAAGCACAAGGUCAAACCCAAACUGUUCAUGUAGCUAACGAAGGGAUAUGAAGUUUAUUGGAAAGGUUCAAAAGACAGAGGCCGCCUGUAUUUAAGGGUGGGCCUGACCUAUCUGAGGCCGAGAUGUGGAAGAAACAGAUUGAUAAAAUAUUCAUGGUUAUGAAGUGCGAUGAAUACCAGAAAGCGGAAUUGGCUAUUUACAUGCUAGAAGGGGAGGCAGAUCAUUGGUGGGACUCAGUCAUUAGGAUGAACCCGAGAGUUGAAGUCUGGACCUGGGCUCAGUUUUGUGAGAAGUUUGAUGAUAAAUAUUUUCCUUUGUAUGUGAAAAAUCAAAAGGCAGGAGAAUUCAUGAAAUUAGAGCAGGGUGAUAUGACGGUGCGCCAGUAUGAUGCUAAGUUCACGGAGCUAUCGCGAUUUGCAACUUUUCUGGUGUCCGAUGAAACCCGUAAGGCACAAAAAUUUGAAGAAGGUCUGAGAGCCUCUAUUCGUAGCCGAUUAGCCCCUUUCGUACAGAAGACCUAUGCCGAAGUGUUGGAGCGUGCCUUAGCAGUGGAGAAAGACAUCAACGAAUAUUGGAAGAAUCGUGAUCAGAGGAGGGACGUAAAGAGUGGUGCUAGAACUGCAACACAUAUAUCUCCAGCCCAACAAGAUGCAGCUAAGAGGCAGAGAACAACAUCGAUAUCGAUGGCCAGACCGACGACAGUACUUCCUCCACCACGAUUUUCAGGAUUUUGCUAUAAUUGUGGACUCGAAGGCCACACUUCUCGUUUUUGUUCCAGACCACAGCGCACACAGUAUCCACAAAGGUCAGGAUCUUCACAUCAGUCUUUCAGGCCUCCCCAGCAACAGACGCCGCCGUCUAUGUCACAGCGACCUCCACUACAUCCUUCUGCCUCACAGCCUUCAUCGAGACCACCUCAGCCAUAUCCACAGAGGCCGCUACAGUCAUACUCGAGGCCACCACAGCAAGGACCUUCAUCGGUAUAUCAGAGACCACCGCCACAGGUUAAACCUCAGCAGUACCAGCAGUCAAGGCAGGGAGUUCAUGCACCACGACCACAAGCUCAAGGUCGAGUCUACACCCUAGUACAAUCAGGAGACGACACAGUGCAGCUGUACAAGAACUUGGCGCAACAAUAUGAGGGCCCAAUUCAAAGUUAUGAUGUUCCAGCACAGUCUGAGGAUGGAGCGACCCAGAUUUGUGAUGAUGCCACACCCUUAUAUGAGGAUCCAGCAUCGCCAAAAAUGACAUUAUUCAGCUUGACAUCGAGGGUAGCAGCGAUGUAG